Molecule: messenger RNA, 666 nt
Organism: Pleurotus ostreatus (oyster mushroom)
Lineage: Eukaryota; Fungi; Basidiomycota; Agaricomycetes; Agaricales; Pleurotaceae
Exons: 5
Coding region: 1-666 (221 amino acids)
Source: RefSeq, a predicted model, not a curated record
AUGAAGUGUGUGACGCGUUGUCCGUCUCGUCUCCCCGGAGGUGCUGCCACCAACUUGAGCGGCGUCGAAGAACACGAAGACACCGAUGGCUCUACGCCAAAACUUAUGUCAAAGUUGCUUUCAAAUUCACAAGAUCAUUCGGCAGAUACCCCCGCAGCGAGACUGCGCGCUCUCAUAUCUAGCACGUCCUCUAAGCUCCCUCAGUCGACGCCUCCGCCGCCGCCGAAAUCACCAUCAUUGCUUGACUCUGACUUUGAAACGCCCCAUGUUGUCGGGCGAGACAAAUCGAGUGUCGCCGAUGUAAAACAGAUAUUUUCCCUUGCUUUACGUGAACCGGGCGACACUCCGCAAAAGACUCGGACGCGGCGUAACAGUAUAGACGGAAGUGAGGUGGAUGGAAGUCCCAUGAAGAGGCGUGACAAGGGCAAGCGCAAGAGCUUAAGCGACGAGGAAGUUGACAAUGACAACGAUAGCCAAGACACCGCCUCUCUGCUACGAGAGUUGAACCAAGCAACACCUCCAAUGGCUACUAGUACUCCUCAGCGAUCUAUGCAAAUGCCUCUGUUCUCUUCUCAAUCUAGUAAUUUACUUGAACACGAUUCUGAGAUGAACAGAAUGAUGGAAGCUAUCGAGGACUCAGGUAACAUGCAGAUCGAGAGCGAGUAA